AUGGAUGUUGACAUCCCUCCAACAAGGAUAGCGGAACUCCUUCUUUGGUAUAGGAGCGUGGAGGUUUUAUCAUUCCUUUUGGAUGGAUAUGUGAAUCCAGAAUGGCCAACAAAAAUGAUAAAGGCAGGGUUGCUAACGGGACGAUCAUUUUUGGGGAAAGCUUCAAACCUUAAAAAGUUGUUCUCCGCAAGAUCUAUCUACAUAGUUGACGCAAUCUCUCGUUACGGGGUGAUGAUGUUUCUGUUCUUGGUGGGAGUGAAAGUAGAACCACGUUUAGUUUUUAGAACAGGGAAAAAGACUUUGGCCAUUGGCUUAUGUUCUUGUGUAUUCCCACUCCUUUUUAGCUUAGGUGCAGCUUAUAUUCUAAAGCAAUAUUUGACCCCGGAUUUAAAGGUUUACAAGUCCCUAUAUUUUAUUGCGGCUUUCUCAUCAACUGGUUCCUUUCAAGCCACUACCAGUGCAUUGCAAGAUUUUAAGCUCCUAAAUUCCGAGGUUGGUCGAUUAGCAAUCUCUUCAUCUAUGAUAAAUGGAGGGUUCAGUGCGUUGUGGCAAGGCAUCGUAGUCUCGCACCGAACAAAAUCUAUGCAAAAAUACACAGCAAAAUCUUUUUCAUUCGGUAGCAUCAGUCUGAUUGCACUGCUGCUUGUCAUCCUGUGUAUUUGUCGACCUAUCAUGUUAUGGAUGAUACGCAUGACACCCAAAGGGAAACCCGUGAAAGAGUCCUAUAUAGUUUCCAUCUAUGUCAUGGUGUUGGGGUGUUCAUUAUUUGGUGAGGUCAUUGGGGAGCACUACAUGAUUGGACCAUUGAUUCUUGGCCUAGCAGUGCCAGAAGGUCCACCUCUUGGAUCAGCAUUGGUAGAGAGGCUUGAUACCUUCAUCUCGGGACUGCUUUUGCCCUUGUUCUUCUUAACUUCCAGUAAUAGAUUCAACUACGAUCUAAUUUCUUUCGAUGACUUCAUAGUUGUACAACUUGUGGCCUUAGGUAACUUCUUUGCCAAGCUUGCAGGAGUCGUUUUGCCCUCACUCUAUUGCAAGAUGCCACUCACUGAUGCACUCGCCUUAGCUCUCAUCCUUAGUGCCCAAGGCAUCUCACAGUUGGUGCAUUUUCAAAGUUUACAAACCUUUCGUAUUAUAGAUGAUAGAGCGUACACGCAAAUGGUGAUAGCUUUAAUAUGGUUGACAGCAGCUUCCAACCCUAUAGUCAAAUUCUUGUAUGACCCAUCUAAAAGUUACUUGUCUCUAACAAGGUGGAGAACCAUUGAGCAUUCUCCUCCCGACGUUGAACUUCCGAUCAUUGCAUGCAUACACUGUGAGGAAAACACUACAUCCAUGAUCAAUUUUCUAGAAAUAUCUAACUCCAGAGUUGAAAGUCCCAUUUACUGCCAUGUUCUACACCUGCUUAAACUGAAAGGUAGAACAGCCCCACUUUUGAUAGAUCAUGAACUCAAGUGCAGCAGCAAUCUAUCGCGCUCUAAUCAUUCAGUGAACAUAAUAAAUGCCUUUAAAUCAUAUCAGAAACACAGCAGAAGCGUGAAGGUGAAAGUCUACACAUGUAUCUCCCCUUAUGAGACAAUGCACGAUGAGAUAUGCAUGCAGGCUGCAGAGAAAAGAGCAUCCAUAUUAAUUGCACCUUUUCACAAGCAAUUUAGAACAAAUGAGGUUAUAGAAUUAGCAAACCCCAUUAAAGCAUUGAAUCGCCAUUUGCUGAGAACCGCACCUUGUUCCGUUGGGAUCUUAGUUGAACGCGGGAGUUUUGUUAGCAACAACCCUCUAACAACUCUAUCCUUUUAUAAUGUUGCAGUUGUAUUUAUAGAAGGGCCAGAUGACCGUGAAGCAUUGGCAUAUGCAAUGCGCAUAGCAGAUCACCCCAAUGUAAGUGUCACUGUAAUUAGGAUAACAGAACCUCGCAAGAAAAGUAGAAUUUCGAUCAUAAGAGACCCUGAUGCUGAAAUAGUUCACAAGUUUAUGAUCAGCUACCUCCAAAUGAAACGACAUGAUUUCAAAGAACAAGUUGUGAGAGAUAGUCUUGAAAUGGUUGGUGUGAUUAGAACACUCGAAGGUUGCUUUGAUUUGAUUUUGGUGGGUAGACGCCACGAGAGUGAGUCUUCAAUGUUCUAUGGAAUGAAUGAUUGGAUGGAGUACCCAGAACUUGGAUCUGUAGCAGACAUGUUAGUGUCUUCAGAUUCUACCUUUGACGGCUCAGUUUUGGUGGUGCAGCAACAAAAUAAGUUAGGGGGAAUGGUUGGUCGUCAAGAUUAUUACAAUUCAGUAAAUUUUUUCAGCCGGCGUGAAGUACCGACCGUUUUGGAUGUGCAGCCCGAAACAACGGGGUGGCCAGUUAUUUAACCUUUGAAUUCAGCGUAUCAGAAAUAUAGUUGUAGAUUUCGUGCAUGGAGUACUUAAACAAUUUACUAUCUUUUUUCUUAAUACUUUCUAGGGGACUAAACAUUUGCCAAUUUGUAAAGUGUAGGCCUAUAGAUUAUAAAGUAAUAAAAAUUAAGGCAGUAUGUUUCUUUGUUAAUGAAGAUUGGUAUGGGUAAAGAGUGAUUAAGAUUGUAUAUGUGACGAGGAAUCAAUUAAUAUUGUUUUUGAGGGAGGUGUGAUUCGUAAUGAAAAAGG
Messenger RNA from Vigna angularis (adzuki bean), 2619 nucleotides. RefSeq names its product cation/H(+) antiporter 15. Gene Ontology annotation, biological process: proton transmembrane transport; regulation of pH. The coding region runs from base 1 to 2346 and encodes 781 amino acids. Lineage: Eukaryota; Viridiplantae; Streptophyta; Magnoliopsida; Fabales; Fabaceae. Gene Ontology annotation, cellular component: endomembrane system; membrane. The transcript is spliced from 4 exons. Gene Ontology annotation, molecular function: antiporter activity. The record is from RefSeq and is a predicted model, not a curated record.